CUCACCUUCCUGCAGGGCUUUGUCACUGGCAACACAACCCACUGAAGGCAGCCAAGAUGAAAGUCCAAGAGAUGACAUUCAAGGAGGGGCAGGAGUUCAAGAUCCGCGUCAAACCCAAGGGUGACUGCAACUGCUUCUCUAUCAACAUCGGUCAUGACUCAGACAACAUCGCAAUGCACUUCAACCCCCGCUUCGACUACGGAGGCGAUUCCAACACCAUCGUCUUCAACACCUUGUCCGGGGGAUGCUGGGGUGACGAGAUCCGCGAGGGGAAUUUCCCCUUCCAGCGUGGGGAAGAGUGCAAGUUUCACAUCAACUUCAACAACGAGCAGUUUUACAUCAAGCUGCCCGACGGCUCCAUGAUUAAUUUCCCCAAUCGUCUGGGAGACGUCAAGUACAAGUACUUUGACAUCAGCGGCGACGCCAGGAUCGUCGGCAUCAAGAUCAAGUAGACGUCAAAACCUUGUCUUGACCCUUGACUCAACAGCGCCGCCCUUGUACUUGCCGAAAUUGUUUAUUUCACAUUACUGAGCCCAGGCCUGAUCGACUGUCUUGUUGAGGCUCAUGGAAACAAUGACAACUUUUACAUCAACAUGGAGACCCGAUGUUGUAGCCUAUGGCCUGAAGAGGGAGCCACAGCUCAUCUAUUGAAACUGUGUGCCUGUUUGACAUCUCAUUGGUCACUGGGUUGAUUAAUAAAUGCUGUGAAAAGUU
Molecule: messenger RNA, 714 nt
Organism: Solea solea (common sole)
Lineage: Eukaryota; Metazoa; Chordata; Actinopteri; Pleuronectiformes; Soleidae
Gene: lgals2b
Product: lectin, galactoside-binding, soluble, 2b
Exons: 4
Coding region: 57-452 (131 amino acids)
Molecular function (GO): laminin binding; galactoside binding; carbohydrate binding
Source: RefSeq, a predicted model, not a curated record